UGUCUUGAACAGUCUUACUGAGUCUUACUACGGCAACGGACGCGGUCGGAGGCUUUCGCACCACAUGUAAACUCUACAAGCUUCAAAAUUGUGUUGAAAGUGAUUUCUACUUACUGUGAGACAAGUGCGCAAAAUCUCUAAAUAAAUAGAAAAUCCCUAGAUUUAAAUAAUUUUCAAAAUGUAAUAAGAUUUGUUUUUAAAAAUGUGAUAGAUGUUUUGUAAAGUGGUGCAGAUUUGAAUUGGAAACUAGUUUUUCAAACGUGGGUGGUAUCGAGACUAACGAGAUCGAAGGAUUUUGUUAUUUAAGGAUCACAGAGAAGAUACGAUGAACAAAGCUGAGCUGAACAUCGUCCUGCGGGCGGAAUCCCCAAAAAGUUCCACGACAAUGAAUCACUCUCACAUUCCGGUUCCAAAAAUCUCAAGCACGAUGAAGCUGCAUGAUAGAUUGCCUCCUCGAAGAGGCUCUAUAGAAAAAACGGCUGGAAAGACCAUAUCGGUUGCAGCCCAAAGAGCAGCUUUUGAAAAACUAGAUGCAUUAGCAGCUGGUCAGAAAAAUCGGAACAAUAUCAAUCUUUCGAAUGUUGAAUUGAAGAGUCCCGAGAGAAGAUUGUCUCCUGCGAGAAAAGUGGAAUAUACAUCAAGAUUGAAUAGUCCACUCAGUCCAAAAGUAAAUAGUCCUCUCAGUCCAAAAGUAAAUAGCCCGCUCAGUCCGAAAUUAAACAGUUCAAGAUUAAAUGGCCCAAAUAGUCCCAACUUGAACAGAAGCAACAGUUUUAUGGAAAGCAAGUGGAAAAGUAAAUACGAGGACUCGGAAAAGCGGCGGAAACUUUUGCUUCAAAGAAGCGAAUCUGUAAAUAAAGAAAAUGCUGAGCUGGAAAAGAAGUUUCAACAAUUGCAGAGACAGAAUAGCAAUUUUCAAACACAAAUGCAAGAUAAGGAACAAGAACUCCAAAAAUUACGUACAGUUUCCGAGGCGGUCUGCAAAGAAUAUGAGCAGCUCAAGAGGCAAUAUGACGUCGAGACAGGAGCAAUGCAUAAGGCGAUGCAGCAGGCAUCUCAAUGGUACAGACAGAAUCGUGAACUCAAGAGAAGGUCUCAGGUGAUAGCGCAGAAGAUAUUGGAAUCCAACCCGGAUGGCUUGCCCGAUGUGGAUUUAUCCGAUGAGGUCGAUUCUAAUAACGAAGAUUUAGAACAGUUGAGAGAAACAGUCAGAGAAUUAAGCAAAGAAGUGGCGAGGUUACAGACGGAAUUAAAUUCAGCACGAUUACAAGAAUUCGAAGCUCAAGAGCAAGUUACAGUUUUAACUGCCCAGCUAGAAGAAGAAAAAGCUGCUAGACAAACUGACCAAGAAAACAUGAGGGAAUUAAGGCAGAAGCAAGAAAAUAUGGAACGCAUUACAAGAAUGGUUGCUGAAGAAGUACAGACUCUGAAAACUCAAUGUGAUCGAGAAAGGGAAAAUGCCAAGAUGAUGAAGAUAGAGGCUGAUAGAGUUCAAAAAGAGAGAAACGUCCUCGCUCAUCAAUCCGCGCUUCUGAUGGCAGACGUUGGCGACGAGCCAGGUGGAAGAUUAGUGACUGUCCUCCAGGAGGUUGAAUCUCUGAAGAGAUCAUUGGAAGAAGAGCAGCAUAAUCACACAACUCAAAUUCUACUAUUACAAGAAAAAUUAGAGGAGAAGGAGUCGGACGUAGAGUUUGAAAUUGUCGAAGAGAAGCUGAGGCUCGCCGAGUCGGAACUCGAGAUGGUUAUGCAGAAGGCGGAGAGAGCAGAGAAGAAUGCUGAACACUUGGAAGCAGUCGUCAAAGAAUUGGAGAGCAAAUUAGCAAACAUGGAAGCAAAACGAAAUCAACCUCCUCCGCCACCUCCACCACCGCCACCACCUCCGCCGAUGUUUGCCAACAAUCAAUCCUCCCUGAAAUUAAUAACAAGAGAAAAAAUGUCCGGAGAGAGAGAAUCCGCUGUUAGCGACAUGGAGAAAAUGCUUGGGAUCACCAAAAAACCAACGACGAUUUUGCAACAGCCUGCCAUUGAUGAUAUCAUCAACCAGAUAAAAGGCGGAAGGUUUACUCUUAAACAUACUGAGAAGGAAAGAGAAGAAGAAAGAAGGAGAAAGCAAGAAGCUGAAAGUGCACCUCCAGCAGUUUCUGAAAUGUUGAAUAUUUUGGGAACCAUGAGGAGAAGAGCGAAGCCCACUAGACAAUCUUUCAAGUUCGCGAAUGGACCUUCAUAACACUUUUCUUUUAAUAUGAGUUUUACCACAGUGCCAAGAAGUGAAAAUAGAAUUUAAGAUUGUUACGCUAAGAUUAGUGUAUGAAAAUUUAGUAUCGUUAACUGUACUAAAUAAAUAUUGUUCUUUUUUACUUUAA
Molecule: messenger RNA, 2363 nt
Organism: Belonocnema kinseyi
Lineage: Eukaryota; Metazoa; Arthropoda; Insecta; Hymenoptera; Cynipidae
Product: shootin-1
Exons: 10
Coding region: 326-2227 (633 amino acids)
Source: RefSeq, a predicted model, not a curated record